AUGCAGUGGCCCUGGCACAAGAGGAAAGACUCCGACGAUGGCGACACUUUGCUGCCCCUGGCGACCAAGGUGCCGAGCAUCAACGGCUUGGCCAUGGAUCCUGUAGAAACGGAAUCGUCGCGAUCGAGGCCAGGCUACGUUCGGACCACAUCGGUGCAGUCGAGAACCAUUGCCGACGAGUUUUCCUCCAUGAGUCCAGCAGAAGCUGCCAGCCGGCUUCAAACUUCUCUUACUCACGGCCUGUCCCCUGCCGAAGCCUUGAACCGACUCAGCGACUAUGGGCCGAACGAAAUCCCCCACGAGCCCCCCGAACCACUGUGGCUGCGGUUCAUCAAACAGUUUCAAGAACCACUCAUUGCCCUACUGCUCGUUUCGGCUGGGGCCUCGAUAUUUCUGGGCAACACGGAUGACGCGGUCAGCAUCACUGUAGCGGUAACCAUUGUCGUUUCGGUUGGCUUUGUGCAAGAAUACCGGUCGGAAAAGUCAAUAGAGGCACUCAGUCAGCUAGUCCCCAACCACGCUCACCUUGUCCGGUCAGCCGCCAGCAAAACGCCGGGCAGCGCUCGGACUCCUACAUGGCCGCCGCAGGGCUCAAUGGACGGCAACGAGUCGGUGGGAUCUACUACGCCGGGCGAGGAAAUGCUCGAGGCAACUUCGUCAAAGGUCAUGGCCUCGCAGCUUGUACCGGGAGACCUUGUCUACUUCACCACGGGCGAUCGUAUCCCAGCAGAUAUCCGGGUCACCAAGGCAGCAGACCUCACUAUUGACGAGUCGAAUCUUACGGGAGAGAACGAACCAGUUCGCAUCACGGCCGAAACAAAAGUCCGAAAUCUCUUGUCCCCCGCAUAUGGAGCAGACACGCUCCAACUCCCGAGUCCCUCCGCCGUAUCUGACAGUAGGGAUACUGGCGGAAACGGUGAAAACAACAUUGCUUGGAUGGGCACCUUGGUGAGAUCCGGCCACGGUCAGGGUAUCGUCUUCGCGACGGGUGGGAGCACCAACUUCGGAACCAUUGCGACCAGUGUUUCUGGGACGGAAAGCCCACGUUCACCUUUGCAACUUUCCAUGGACGACCUUGGCUCCCAGCUUAGCAAAUUCUCAUUUGGCGUCAUCGGCCUCAUUUCCUUGGUUGGCUGGCUGCAGGGAAAGAAGCUGCUCGAAAUUUUCACGAUAUCCAUCUCUCUAGCUGUCGCAGCUAUUCCGGAAGGCCUACCAAUCAUCGUGACUGUCACCCUGGCACUCGGCGUUCAUAGGAUGGCCCGCCAUAACGCUAUUGUGCGUAAGAUGCCUAAGGUAGAGACUCUGGGCUCGGUGAAUGUCGUAUGUACCGACAAGACAGGAACUCUUACCAUGAACCACAUGACAACGGCCAAGAUGUGGUACUUCGGUGCCAAUGACGCCAUUGAUGUUGAAUCCGACGAUGAGGCCACGGAAACCAAGCCGGACCCUGCUACUCUACGAAUUCUGCGUAUUGGUAAUAUUGCGAAUAACGGACGUCUUGCACAGCAGUACACUGAGAACGGUGCAGCUGCUAGAGCAGUGCUUUCGUCCACACAGGGAACGGACUUUGCUUCGACUUACACACGCUGGUGUGGACAACCCACCGAUGUUGCCAUGCUCGAUCUGCUUGACAGAUUCAAAGAGCACGAUGUCCGCGAAUCCAUCGGUCCGCGCCUAAGCGAAACCCCCUUCAGCUCUGAGCGUAAGUGGAUGGGCGUCACGAUUGGAACUAACGACAAGGAGUUCGCCUACAUGAAGGGUUCCAUUGAUCGGAUUCUCGAAGCAUGCGACACCUAUCUUACCCGAGAUGGCCGAGAGAUCGUUCUCGACUCCGCGCGCCGUCAGGAAGCGUUGCAGGCCGCAGAAGCCAUGGCCUCGAAGGGUCUCCGCGUGCUUGCUUUUGCAAGCGGCGCUGUUUCGCGAUAUAGGGGCAGGGCUACGCUGACACCCACCCAUCGCACCAACACACCGGGCGAAGGCCCUCGUCCCCAACCCGUGGACGAGACUUACAGGGGCCUCACAUUCGCUGGGUUGGUUGGAAUGAGCGACCCGCCGAGGCCAGGAGUUGGCAAGGCGCUCAGGAGAUUACUCCGGGGAGGUGUUAGAGUCGUCAUGAUCACAGGUGAUGCCGAAACAACUGCCGUCGCCAUUGGCAGGCAGCUUGGCAUGCCGAUUGCUAAAUCGAUCGAACACGCUUCCAACCAAGCAUCAGUACGUCCUGUUUUGCGGGGGGAGGACGUUGACGCCAUGUCAGAGCAAGAGCUUUCACAGGCCAUCCAGCAUACCACAAUCUUUGCCCGCACGAAUCCGGACCACAAGCUGAAGAUCAUCCGCGCUUUUCAGGCCAGGGGCGAUAUCGUCGCCAUGACUGGAGACGGUGUCAAUGACGCCCCGGCUCUGAAGAGAGCAGAUAUUGGCAUUUCGAUGGGCCUGCAUGGAACUGAUGUUGCGAAGGAGGCGGCGGACAUGAUUCUUACCGACGAUGACUUCUCCACCAUACUUCGAGCAAUCGAAGAGGGUAAGGGAAUCUUCAACAACAUCCAGAACUUCCUGACGUUCCAGCUGAGCACAAGCGCGGCUGGGCUAUCCCUCGUUCUAUUCUGCACAAUUCUCGGGUUCAAGUCGCCCCUGAAUGCGAUGCAGAUCCUCUGGAUCAACAUCAUCAUGGACGGUCCGCCUGCGCAGUCACUCGGCGUCGAGGCUGUUGAUGCCGAUGUCAUGAAUCGUCCCCCUCGCAAGCGUAACGACGCGGUGCUGACGAGGAAGCUCCUCUACAGAGUCUUGACAUCGGCAUCCAUCAUCAUGAUGGGCACUAUGCUCGUCUAUAGACGUGAAAUGCUUGCGGAUGGGGAGGUUAACCGCCGCGACACGACCAUGACUUUCACUUGCUUUGUACUCUUCGACAUGUUCAACGCCUUGGCCUGCCGAUCCGAAUCAAAGUCGGUAUUGCGAGGCGAAGUCGGGCUUUUCUCAAAUUCCCUCUUCAACUGGGCCGUCUCGCUCAGCAUCGCGGGCCAGUUGCUCGUUAUAUACUUCCCAUGGCUCCAGGAGGUUUUCCAAACGGAAGCCCUGGGCUUCUUCGAUCUUGUCGGCCUGUUGAUUCUUUGCAGCACGGUGUUCUGGGCGGAUGAGUUUAGAAAGUACUGGAAUCCCUUCCCCCGGCCCGAACAACAAUCCCCUACCUCUGCUGGCAGGCAAGGUAGCUAUGCACAAUCUCGCCAGCUUGCGCCAAUGUCAACACUCACGAAUGGCGUCUCCUCCCAUCGCGCGGACAGCGACAAUGCCGCCAACGGCGUGCACGGCGCUGCGGCCCGACCCAGCAGUGGCAGCAACAGUACCAUUUACGCAGCCUCGAGCGUCACCGACGUGCGCGCCGCCCUCGAAGCUCUCCAUGCCCGCGAGUCGACGAUAACAAGCCGCCUUGACGCACUCCUAGGUUCCCAGGCCGAUCUUGCUCGCGAGUUGGGCCGUCUGGACUUGCUGCGCGCGGGGCUCGGGAGUCAGGUCAUUGCCGCGCGGUCCGUGGGCAACGACAUGCUUUCCACGGCGGCGGACACGGCCGGACGGCUGAGCAACAAGGUGAAGGAGUUGGAUUUGGAAAAGAGCCGGGUCGAGGAUACGCUCGAGGUCGUCAACCAAGUUGUCGAGCUCAAGGCUUGCGUGCAAGGUGUCGUGGGGAGCAUGGGUGCCCCGCAGGACUGGGAAGCUGCUGCAGCGUACCUUGCGCGAGCGAUGCAGGUGCCAGAAGACAUCACCAAGGGCAAGUUUGCCUCGUCGAUUGUUCCGUCCGUUGAGGUGCCUGAUCCUCCAUGGACGACGCUCGAGAAUGCCAAGGAGAGCCUGUGUGGGCUGUUCCUGAGGGAGUUUGAAAAAGCCACCAAGGAGGAAGAUGGUGCCAAGGUUACCCGAUUCUUCAAGCUCUUCCCUCUCAUUGGCAGAGGGGACGUUGGACUGGAUGUCUACGGACGGUAUGUCUGCCAGGGCGUGGCUGGCACUGCACGAUCCGUGUUGAAGGAGAGCCCCGGGGCCCAGGCGAGAAAGGAAGGCUUCUUCUAUGCCAAUGCCCUCACCAGACUGUUUGAUCACAUUGCACGGAUCGUGGAGGGCCAUGGGGGCCUUGUCGAACGACAUUACGGCUCUGGCAAAAUGGUCCGCGUCAUCGAGCGGUUACAACAGGAGGCAGACGUGCAGGGUGGCAUCAUCCUCGACUCCUGGAGCGACGAGCGCGAUGUCGAUAGGCGGAUGAAAGACGUCAAGAGCUAUCCCUUUUCGUUUUUAGUCCAGAGUUUCUUGCCGCAGCAGAGGAGCGGGACGCCGCGGGUCAAUUCGCCUGCGAUGGGUGCCGGGGCGAAUCAACGCGAUAGCGAGGAUGAGGGCGUUAACAUGAAAGAGGUGGACGGCCUCCUUAGUGAGAUCGCCAUCAUGCUUGGACGGUGGUCUCUCUACUCUCGGUUUCUGGCAGGAAAGACUCGGGAUCCUUCGUCGUCCGAAGACGCUCCACUCUCCGUGCCGGAUGUUGUUGUCAAGUCCAACCUCAAAAAGAAGGUUUCUGACAAGCUCACGUCCCCGUAUAACACCAUGAUGACCUUCUUCUUCCGACGGUCAGUUGAGAAGGCGUUUCAGCUGGACGAGUCGCCGAGCGGGUUGUCUCUCAGCAUGAACAAGCACAUCGACACAAACCAGCCGUUCAUUAUCUCUGCGGUGGACGACGUCAUGUACGUCGUCAGUGCCGUUAUCCAGAAAUCAAUAUCAACAUCGCAAAGAGAUGUUAUUGCGUCUGUGAUUCCCACCAUCGGCCGGGUUCUCAGCUCUGAUUUCGUCGGCAUGAUCCAGCGAAAGAUGCGCGACGAGUCGUACCCCAAACCUAUCGUACAAGGAGGGUUUCCGCCAGAGGACAAGAUCAUUCAGUUCAUCGUCCUGAUCAAUAGUCUCGACACCGCUAAUGAGUAUCUCGGGCGCAUCAUUACUAGCAACGUCGGGAGCACGAACGAUGCAUCAAAGACAAAUGGCGAGGCAUAUGAAUCGUCACUUAAAGAUACAUUUCCCUUCGAAAAGGACGUUGCGUUCGUGGCCUCCGCCCUCAACACCUUGCACAGCUCCUUCACUACCAAGUCGACUGAGCUCCUCAACGAAGGCCUCCAGGUACUCUUUAAGCAGGUCGUUCAGCCGCGUCUUCGACCGGUGAUUGCCGAAACCUUUCGCGAUGUAGAUUACUCCCUGUCCGAGGAGGAGCUAGCCGAAUUUGCGCAGCAGAACGACGAGGAUGAAGAAGAGAUGCUUGAUCAGGUAUCACGGCGGUUCGAGCACGGCUGGGACCAACUCAUGAAGCCCAUCUCGCGACUCUUGACUGCCCACACGUUCACAGUCCUGCAUGACUUGACAGCGCGCUAUCUCUCGCGUGUACUUGAGCGUAGAGUAUGGGACGCCCGAGCCAACGCCUACGGUGUCAUCCGCAUGGCGCGCGAUUUUUCCAGCAUUGUCAGCACGGUAUCCAAGGGUAAUUACGGCGUCAGGGAGCUGUUUGCCAGAGUGUCGCAGAUACUGAUGGUGGCCAACAUGGAGGAAGAGGAGUGGGAGGAGAUUUCGGUCCAGCCUGACGAUGAGGAGGACGGUAUGAUCUGGGUACUGACCGAGGACGAGCGGCGGCGGGCCAGGCACCUGACGUCCAGAGAGCGUAGAGGGUGA
This is a messenger RNA of Colletotrichum higginsianum IMI 349063, 5685 nucleotides long. Its product is annotated as Calcium-transporting P-type ATPase. The record is from RefSeq and is a predicted model, not a curated record. The coding region runs from base 1 to 5685 and encodes 1894 amino acids. Gene Ontology annotation, cellular component: membrane. Gene Ontology annotation, molecular function: ATP binding; ATP hydrolysis activity; transporter activity. Lineage: Eukaryota; Fungi; Ascomycota; Sordariomycetes; Glomerellales; Glomerellaceae. The transcript has 6 exons.